AUCUGGAUCAUCUCUUACUCCGACAGACACAGACCUGUUAGUUGUCUCUCUACAUUUACAACAGCUGCAGUAAAACUGACACAUCUGUCCUCAGAGGUACAAAGAUGAACUGCUGUGGUCUACUAACUGCACAGAAGGAACCAGUUCCUCUGAAGAGCGUGGAGGUGGAGCUGGAGGUCAGGGACCACGUGGCUACAGUGGUCUCCACUCUGAACUAUGAGAACAAGGAGGACAAACCACUAGAGGCUGUGGUUGUCUUCCCUCUGCCUGGAGAUGCUGCUGUCUGUCAUUUCACUGCUACGAUUGGACAGACACAGAUUGUAGCUGAGGUGAAGGAGAAACAGGAGGCUCGUGAGGAGUAUGAUGAUGCUUUGAGCUCCGGUCAGCAGGCCUUCCUAUUGGAGGAGAGUGAGCAGAGUCCAGAUAUAUUCUCUCUGAGUGUGGGCAGUCUGCCUCCAGGAGAGAGCGCCUCCAUCAGGCUGGAGUAUGUCACUGAGCUGGCUGUGCAGGCUGAUGACGGGCUGAGGUUUUGUCUGCCUGCGGUGCUUAACCCUCGCUACCAACCUCAGGGAAGUGGAGGUAGUGAAGGUGCCAGUGUCCAGGUGACCUCUGUUCCAGCCUCUCUGGUGCCCUACAGUCUGUCUUUCUCUGCCCGAGUGUCCUCUCCUCGUCCAGUCUCUAAAGUAGAGUCCAACUGUUCCCUGGACCCUCUCCAGUACCUCAACCCAGAGCAAACCCAGGCCACGGUCAAGUUGGCUGCAGGACACAAGUUUGACAGAGAUGUUGAACUGCUGAUCUAUUACAAAGAUGCCCACCAGCCCAUUGCUGUGGUGGAGGCAGGACAGGCCUCUGCCAAGCCUGGCACUCUGAUGGGUGAUCCAGUAGUGAUGCUGAACCUGUACCCUGAGUUCCCCCAGGCUGUGAUGUCUUCAGUCGCCUCAUGUGGAGAGUUUGUGUUCUUAUUGGAUCGAUCUGGAAGUAUGGAUUGUCCUAUGGAUCGCAGCAAGAGGCAAGAAACUCGCAUUGGCAGUGCCAGGGAUACUCUGCUGCUGCUGUUGAAGAGCUUACCAAUGGGGUGCUAUUUCAACAUAUACAGCUUUGGGUACAGCUAUCAACACAUCUUCCCUAAGAGUGUGGAGUACAGCCAGAAGACCAUGGAGGAGGCUCUGAAGACAGUUGAAGAGAUGGGUGCUGAUCUGGGUGGAACAGAGAUCCUGAAUCCUCUUAAACACAUUUACAGCCAGCCCUGCAUUCCCAAUCAGCCUAGACAACUGUUUGUCUUUACUGACGGAGAGGUGGGGAACACCAAAGAAGUUAUCAGUCUGGUGAAGAAGAACUCAGGUUCCCACAGGUGUUUCUCUUUUGGGAUUGGGGAAGGGGCCAGCUCUGCUCUCAUCAACGGGUUGGCCAAGGAAGGAGGAGGUCACGCUCAGUUCAUCACAGGGACUGACAGGAUGCAACCCAAAGUGAUGCAGUCGCUGCGAUUUGCUCUGCAACCAGCUGUGGUGGACAUCUCAGUCACGUGGGAUUUGCCAAAGGGAGUCUCUGUUACUGUCCUCUCUCCACCAAUCACAGCACUUUUCCAGGGUCAAAGGUCACUGAUUUAUGCCAAACUCACUGGAGAGAGUUCAAAAGCAGCAGAGGGCUGUGUGACGGUGAAAUACAGCGUGGCAGGUCAUCCCUCUCAGAACCAGCUCCACUUCAGUCUCAAACCUGCAGAGGACACUGGAUUGACAGUGCACAGGCUGGCUGCUCGGACUCUGAUUCGCUCCCUGGAGAUGGAGGAGAGAGAGCGAAGAGGAGAGCAAGAUAAAGGAGUGAAGAAGAAGGUAGUGGAGGUCAGCGUCCAAUCAGGAGUGAGCAGCGUCUUCACUGCCUUCAUUGCUGUCAACAAAGGGGACAGCGAGGCGGUUCAAGGACCUCUGGUGCGCAGAAAUGUUCCAACACCCAUGUGGAAGACUGUUCAUCGUUCAUUUCCCUGUAAAGCAUAUCUGAAGGGAACUGUGGAGGUGGGUGUGGUUUACACUGAGGUGAAGGUGAGAGGGCGGUCCGGGAGGCUUGUGAGAGCAGCGCCAGGCACUGCCCCCAAACAAACACCCAGAGACCCUCUGCUGCAGUUGGUCUCCCUCCAGAAGGCGUCUGGCUGCUGGGUGCUAGAUCCAGCUCUGGCUGCUGCACUGGGAAAGACCAGCGAGGAGGUGGAGAACCUGAAACUUGCAUUGGUGAACCAGGAAGUGUGGGCCACCAUUCUGGCUCUGAUCUGGCUUCAUGGUUUCAAAGUGGAUGCUCAGGAUGAGUGGCAGCUUCUGGCUAUGAAGGCUGUGUCAUGGCUCCUUACUCAGAAUGCAUCAUGUGUGACGGAGUGUGUGGAAGCUGGAAACGCUCUGUUGGGUUGCAACGUGCAGAAAGACGUCCUGGGGCUCUGAGGUUGUCAUUAAAGUGGCAACUCCCUCAGGAUUGAGACACAGAAGCAGAUUUACUUCAUCCUACAACUGUUACAUUUCAUAUAACUCUUUUCACCUUUAACUUCAUAAUAUUAUGUGUCUUAGCAUAUUUACAGUGUUUCAUCUAUCCAGGAUCAGCCAUGUAACAGGACAAAUAACUGUUUUAAUGUUUCUUUGUGUAUGAAAUUGUUUUACUUAAAACAAACUGAGUUGGAUCUUGAACAUUCAGGCACACAUAAUAUACCAACAUAUUUCUCCAUGCAGUUUGAGACCUAGUAAAAGUAGUGUGUGCACCUAAGAUGAAUCUUAUUUGAAUUAAUUUACAGUUGAGACACAGAAGCAGAUUUACUUCAUCCUACAACCUUUUUUUUACUUUAUUUUAUCAACAUUGUACUUUUGCACUAUUCACAUUUAAUUAUUCAGAUGUUCGUUUGGGUCCUUGGAAAUUAAUUGAUUUACUAAACUUAACUUUGCAAAGCUUGCUAUAGCUUUGCCAAUUUAUUUUAAAAAAGUCAUUUUUAAUUUGCAAGGUACUACAUUCAUCCAGGGUCAGACAUGUGACAAAUAUUCUUGCCUUAAACUUUAAUGUCAGGUUGUAGAUUAAUAAAAAAUAAAACCUAGAAGAAUAAGAAGAGAAGUGUGAAGUGUGCAUAGGCAGAUAGUUUAUAAUUUGACAUAAUUUAGUGUACAGUAUUACGAUAAAAUAACGAUAAGGAUUUACAAAGUAAAAUAAGGUAGUUUGUGCAGUUCACAGUCACCUUAACAUACUGAACAUAAUAUGAGUGUAUCAUAGCAAUUUGUUAUAAAUAUUUCAUCUUCAGUGUUCAUCUUGAACUAGUUCAACCAGUGACUGCCACAUGAAAGAUACAUUAUCUUCCCUGUUAUUUGGAGAGCCUCAGGAUCGGGUGCACAAACUGAACAUGCAAAAUACAUACAAACAAGGAUACCUACAAAUUGUGGUAGUCUGUGAAUCAUUGUCAUUGUGUCUUAUGUAACGUAUCUGUGAAAAAUGUCAAUCUACUAUAUGAUAUAAAGAUGUAUUAUUCCUCAUACUGUACCUCAUAUGCAGAUGCCAGCAGUCCACUGUACUUCAUGUAACUAAGACCAUCAUCAGACCUUCACUAGGUAUUUCACUGCCACCUAGUGGUCAGUAUUUUUAUGACUUCUUAUACAGAAUAAUUGUUCCCUGUUCUUCUUCUGUGUCAAAGAUUUAAAGGUUCAUAGUGUCUGUAAUAAACCAAAAUUACCAGCAAUCUUUACAAAAUAGUGAACCCUCAGAUGAACCUGGAGCUCAGCUUUAGUCUGCAUGCACUUAGAGAGAAGUGAAAUUCUAUAACGGUCACUUUGUCAUGGCACCCCUGACCACAUUUUUUAUUUUUUUAAUUCUUAAUUCCUUAAUUCUUUACUUACUUGUAAGUCUUCUGAUGCAUGUAUCAUCUGCAGUUGGCACUGGUUGUGGGGAAAGUUGGCCUGCGGAUGGGCUGUGCUUGACCUCACUGGUAGACAGAAACAUCAAGAUAAUUUAAUCCACUGGUCCACUACAAUCCACUAUGUUUUACACAAAUACACAGUCAUUCAUAUACAUUUACUCUACUUUUAGUGCUAAAAUGAUUUUAAUGUAAUUCUUUAAAUAGAUAAAUGUUUGUUUAAUAGGCAAUGAAUGGAG
Molecule: messenger RNA, 4110 nt
Organism: Dicentrarchus labrax (European seabass)
Lineage: Eukaryota; Metazoa; Chordata; Actinopteri; Moronidae
Product: von Willebrand factor A domain-containing protein 5A-like
Exons: 19
Coding region: 105-2426 (773 amino acids)
Source: RefSeq, a predicted model, not a curated record